AAACAGGCAGACUGUCAACACUGUCAAUCUGUCAUCAUGAAAGGUUUCCUGAAAGUGUUAAAGAAAUAUAGCGUCGUCGUCAUAUUUCCCACAUUCACGGCGUCAACAAUUUACGCCGACUGGUCGCAUACAAAACAGUGGAAAGCGUCCAAGAUUCAACCACAAACAAACGUCCAUUUAUCGUCCAGUCGGCCGUUUAUCGUCGUAAGCAAUGGCUUCGAAUAAAGUUCCGAAAGAAGCAGAGACGUCGCGGUCGUGGGUCGCGAAUAUGAUAAAAAACUAUGAGAAUCUUCCCUGCAUAAGGUUCCCACCAUUGAACUUAUGUACCAAUGCUACAUUGCGUAUACUUGUGUGUGAGGCUGACAAUUUUCCUAAUGCAAGGGAUGAAAUCCUUUUGUUCGCCAUUAGACUGGGGGAUGAGUUUAAACUUGACAGAUAUCUGAGAGCUAAGGCUCGCGUGAAUCUCGCUUCAUCACCGGGAAUGACCAAAAAUUUGCGAAGGAUGUACCUCCGUGAGGCGGUUGCGGUUUGCGAUCAUCAAUAUUUUGAAGAUAAGCUCCGUCAAUUUGAAGGAGCUGAUAGAGGAGUAGCAGAACGCCAGAUUAGUGGAGCCUCUAUGCCGAAAGAAUCGGAGGCCCUGAAAACUACAUUGAAAUAUUAUCCUUGCUUUGCAGGCGUGUUAGCUGGUGCCGCGCCGCCUGAACCAAUUGAGAAUUUGUGUGAUGCAAAAGAUAACAUCGUUUACAUCGUCUACAUCGUUUACGAAGGAAACAAUUUUUUGUUACUUUUUAUUUUUAAGUUAGACAUUUAAGACAAUAGGUUUGUUCCAUCGUUCGGUAAAAACGAUUUUUGGAAAGCUGAAAACGAACGAGAUCAUAACCUAAGCAUGUGGGACAAUUAGUUUUUAGAAUUUUCUAAUUCCGGUAACAAUCAACUUUCUGUGAAAUCGAUACUAAUGAGAAACACAUCGUAUCGAUUUCGCAGAAAGUUGAUUGUUCAAUUAACUCAUUCCGAAUAGUUAUUUAUGCUGUACGCUGAGAAGAUGUGAAGUGACAAAAACAACCCCAUUUCUCAACGUGUUGCAUGCAACGUUUUCUGCAACCAUCUGCGAAAAUUGAUCUUUUGCAAAACAUUCACCACGUAUGGUCGAAAAAUUGUAUGAACGAUCAAGUAGACUGAAUUUAUGUAUACGCUUCAAAAAUUGGUUCACUGCUAUUAUAUCGUCGGCAACAUGACUAAAGGGCGUAUCUCCGAUAUCGCAGGAACUACUGAACCAAUUUUGAAAUAGUAUAUUACAUUGGGUGCGCAGGAAAGUAUGCAUAUCAUGAGGGACCAAUUUUGUGAUACGAGCCAAACUCACGAGUGUGUGUUUGAGCGCCAAGGUUUGAAAACUGUUAUUUUGACAAGGGUAGAGUUUGCAUAUCCGAGCCGAAGCACGGUGGGGCUGAACCGCUGAACAACUUUAUUUUGCGAGGGUCGUGAACAUGGGAUAUUUUUACUGAAAACGAUUGAGGGAUAUGCUACGAGUAAUUAUCAAGCGAAAUUGAAAUCCUUUUGCAGGGAUAGCAUA
Bradysia coprophila is the source of this 1570-nucleotide messenger RNA. RefSeq lists its product as uncharacterized. NCBI's taxonomy places the organism in Eukaryota, Metazoa, Arthropoda, Insecta, Diptera, Sciaridae. The record is from RefSeq and is a predicted model, not a curated record.